Molecule: messenger RNA, 2641 nt
Organism: Harmonia axyridis
Lineage: Eukaryota; Metazoa; Arthropoda; Insecta; Coleoptera; Coccinellidae
Exons: 5
Coding region: 139-2538 (799 amino acids)
Source: RefSeq, a predicted model, not a curated record
UUCUAAAUAAAAAUGGAAUGAGAAUGUCUAAUUACUGAAGAAUGAAAGGAUAAUUUUCACAUCAUAUUUUUCUUUUUCGGAACUUUUUUUUCAUUUUGGCUUUGCACUUCUUUAGGAGAACGAGAAGCAGACCUAAAAAUGAAUGAAGAAUUGAAAAACAAUUCAUGGAGAAAGUUUUGUAAUGUUGACCCUAAAGAAUCUUUCAAAAACUCUGACUUUGAAGUACCAAAAGAGAUGGAAUUUGUUGAAAAAAUCCCAGAGAAUGAAAAUGAGGCAGAUGAUGCUGGAGUCCAAGAAAACUUGUCUUAUUCUUUAUCCUUUUCGGAUUUAGACGUUGACUACGUUCCGUCCAGUUUUGAGAUCUCGAAUGAGGAUAAUUGCAAUUCCCAGGAUUCAGAUAUACCAGUUGAAAUACUUAAUUUCGACACGACCUCUGAAGCAAAGGACUUGGAAAUUAUGGAAAAAGAAAAAAAUAUGAAACCGAAAAAAAAAUAUAAAAAGAAGGCACCUGAGAGGGACAAUUGCUACUUUUGUGAGACUGAGGUUCUUAAUUUUAGUAGACACAUUGCAAGAUGUCACUCAGCUGAGAUAGAGGUGCAGCGAUUACUUGCGAAGCCUGUGAAGAGUAAGGAAAGACAAAAUCUAAUAACGAGCCUAAGAAAAAAAGGAAAUUAUUUGAGAAAUUCCGAGGUAUGUUCCAAGCCGAUGAAAAAACCACCAUGUGGAGAUACCAGUGAAUAUUUGCCUUGCCUUUACUGUCUCGGAUUUUACUCUCGUAAGCAGUUGUGGCGACACAAGAAGAGGUGCACAGAAAAUCCUCACUUGGAGAAUAACAUAAGCUCCACUUCAGCAUUAUACUUCAAAAAUCAUAAAACAGAUCCUGAUUUACGUGACAAAGUAUUUCCUAGAAUGAGACCUGAUAAAGUGUCUAUAGUUGCCCAACAAGAUGCACUUAUUUGUGCUUUUGGGUCACGUUAUUUGAGGGUUCACCGAGAGAAGCAUUUCAGAAAUGUGACUUCAAGAAAAAUGAGGGAACUCUCCCGAUUAUUAAUCGAAGCCAAGAAACUCGAUAAAUCAAUCAACACAAUGAUGGAUAUGCUCCAACCUAAAUAUUAUGACACAGUUGUAACAGCUACCAAACUUUGUGCUAAGUAUGAUAAGUCUACAGAAUGUUUUCUGUCGCCAACAUUCGCCAUGAACAUAACAACUUCAUUAAAGCAAUGUUGUGACUUGGCAAUAGUAUUCGCUCUAAAAAGAAAACAUAUUUAUGCAACGGUAUCUGCAGCAAACGCUGAAUCGGCAAUAAAAACUUUCGCACAGCUCAUUGAAGCCAACUGGAGGUAUGAUAUCUCAACCGUUGCAUCGAAUAAUCUGCACAUAAAAAGAUGGAAUAAAAUAACCAUCAUACCCUUAGCCAAAGACUUGAAACUGAUGAAAAAUUACCUGACUACUGAAGCUGAUAAAUCCAAACAAAAAUUAAGUAGUGAAAAUGAAAACAAAUCGGCAUACAAAGUUUUAACUGAAACUGUCUAUUGUAGGGUGUUAUUACUUAAUAGAAAGAGGCCAGGAGAAUUACAGAGACUAUUAAUCGAUUUAUAUAAUCAAUCAUCCAAAAGACAAAAUUAUGAAGAAUUUUCCGAUGCUAUUUCACCUACGGAAAAAAUUUCAAUGAAUCGAUUCAAGAGAAUUGUUAUAAGAGGAAAGAGAAAUCGCGGCGUUCCUGUCCUAUUCAGCACAGAAGUUCAGAAAGACAUCUCAAUAAUGAAUGAAAUAAGACACAAAUAUGUCAGAGAGGAAAACAGAUUUUUAUUCGCCCUUCCUGACAGCGAUUCACAUAUCGUGGGUUAUAAGGUUCUGGCGAAAUAUGCAAAAGCCUGUGGGGCAGAAAGACACGAUGCACUUACAUCUACGAGACUAAGGAAGCACCUAGCCACCCUAUCACAGAUAUUCAGCAUGACGGAUUCGGACUUGGAGCAAUUAUCAACAUUUAUGGGACACACUCCUGGAACCCAUAAGAAUUCUUAUAGAUUGCCUGAUGACGUUUACCAAUCAUCUAAAAUUGUGAAAAUUUUGCUCCUCAUGGAACAAGGUACAUCUGCUUCUUUCAAAGGGAAAACUCUUGAUGAAAUCGAAGUUGAUUUGGAACAGAACCUAGAAGAUGAACUAGAACCAGAUGAAGAUGCCAUUCCAAGCGAUGUGAAUGAUGAUAUUAAUAUGGACUACGAAACACUUGAAAGGAGUAGUAGGCAGAUUAACAUUGAAAGAAGAGAAGAAUCUGAGAACGAAAACCAGAAGGAUGAGGUUCUGAAAAAAAAGAAUAAGAGAAAAAACAACAAAAUUCAAAGAACGCCGUGGACAGAGGAACAGAAGAAGGUUGUUAAAGAAUUUUUCCAAACCAAUAUCCGAAAUAAAGUACCACCCAAAAGAAUCGAGUGUGAAAAACUCAUAAGCCAGAAUAAUGAAUUAUUGAAGAACAAGGACUGGCUUAAAAUUAAGGUUUUCAUACAGAAUGUAUAUACCCUUAAAUGUAAGGGUUAAAAUUGAAAAAUUGUAUCAAUUUCAAUAGUUUUUUUUUGAAUAAAGGUUCACAAAUAGACGAGGUUUCAUUUUUUCUUCUUCUUUUUCCUCAGUCAGGAUAUUG